AUGGCAAAGCCUAAGAAUACAGUACCAGCGGAGGAUUUGGUGGAUUACGAGGAACAGGAGGGGGGACAUGUUUCGGCUCACAAUGUUAUCAAAUCUGGAACAUCAGGUAAAGGUGGUCGUGAAGAUGGGACUAUGGGUCGUGGGAGUUACGUUGCCAUUCACGCGAGUGGUUUUCGUGAUUUCUUCCUAAAGCCCGAGAUUCUACGUGCUAUCGGUGAUGCAGGUUUCGAACACCCUUCAGAGGUGCAACACGAAACUAUUCCUCAUGCCAUCACUGGUGUUGACAUUUUGUGUCAGGCCAAAUCUGGUAUGGGAAAAACUGCGGUAUUCGUGUUGUCCGUUUUGCAGCAGCUGGAUGUCCAGGAAGAUGGUACUCUUGCAGGAGGAAUUAAACGCGACGCUGGUGGAGAGCAAGUAGCACCAUCGGCUACCAGGAUUGCCUGCUUGGGUAUUAGUCACACCCGAGAGCUCGCAUACCAAAUCAAAAACGAAUUUGAUCGUUUUUCUAAGUACAUGACAGGCGUACGUUGCGAGGUCGUUUACGGUGGUGUACCAAUAUCACGUGAUAUCGAGAUGCUUAAAGACCCAGAAAAAUGCCCUCAUAUUCUUGUGGGCACACCAGGACGUCUGCUUGCACUGGUAAAGGGAAAACAUAUUCAUAUGGAUAGCAUUCGUCAUUUCGUCCUUGACGAAUGUGACAAAUGUAUGGAGAAACUGGACAUGCGUGCAGAUGUACAGGCUAUAUUUAUGGCUACACCAAAAAAGAAACAGGUCAUGUUCUUUUCAGCUACUAUGAACAACGACGUCCGUGACGUCUGCAAACGUUUCGUGCAGUCGCCUGUGGAGGUAUUCGUCGACGACGAGUCUAAACUGACGCUCCACGGACUCUUGCAAUAUUACAUCAAGCUUUCCGAGAGCGACAAGAAUCGCAAGCUUAACGAUCUUCUCGAUAGCCUUGAAUUUAAUCAGGUUAUCAUAUUCGUCAAGUCUAUCUCCAGGGCACAAACACUGGAUGCUCUACUCAACGAAUGCAACUUCCCUUCAAUUGCCAUCCACGCUGGAUUGGAGCAAACGGAACGUAUAUCUAGGUACCAACAAUUCAAGAACUUCGACAAGCGUAUCAUGGUCUCUACUGAUCUUUUCGGUAGGGGUAUCGAUGUGGAGCGUGUGAAUAUCGUCAUUAACUACGACAUGCCCGACUCUACAGAUUCCUAUCUUCAUCGUGUAGGUCGUGCCGGAAGGUUCGGUACGAAGGGUCUUGCGAUCACCUUUGUAGCUACACAAGAAGACUCUAAUGCUCUGGCUGAUGUACAAAAAAGGUUCGAGGUAGACAUCCCAGAGAUGCCGGAAACUAUCGACACAUCACUCUACCGUAAGUCAAACAAUUUCACGCUUAACAACUAUGCAGUGAACCAAUAA
Molecule: messenger RNA, 1419 nt
Organism: Babesia sp. Xinjiang
Lineage: Eukaryota; Apicomplexa; Aconoidasida; Piroplasmida; Babesiidae
Product: ATP-dependent RNA helicase SUB2
Exons: 1
Coding region: 1-1419 (472 amino acids)
Molecular function (GO): ATP binding; RNA helicase activity; RNA binding
Source: RefSeq, a predicted model, not a curated record